Trypanosoma rangeli is the source of this 1386-nucleotide messenger RNA. RefSeq lists its product as uncharacterized. Lineage: Eukaryota; Euglenozoa; Kinetoplastea; Trypanosomatida; Trypanosomatidae. The coding region runs from base 1 to 1386 and encodes 461 amino acids. The record is from RefSeq and is a predicted model, not a curated record. The transcript has a single exon.
AUGACGGUGGUGGUCAUGUGCGACGGCGCGCCAGCCUCUCUGAAGGCGGCCGGGUGGGCCGCCGUCCCGGGGAAUCUGAUGCGGCAGCACGACGGCGAGCAACUAAUCCUUGUGCAUGCGUGGAGUAGGGAUGCUGCGCUGCGGCCUACGCAGUCGAGGGAGUCACCCGAUAAACCAUUGCCACUGGAUGAUGCGCACUCGCUGAACCGUCUCCCGCUCUCCCAGGUUGUGAAGGGCACACUCGAGACGAUCACCGAGAGCAAAGUGACUCGGGACACUCUUAAUUACAAAUUAGAAACAAUGAUUUUGGCGGAUCCGGUCCCGCACUUGACGUUCCUGUCCGCUGCACCAAUGUCGCAGGUUUCCGCAAAGGCCCCACUUACAAAAAAGGAGCUGGCGGUGCAGCAGAAGCAGCAGCAGCAGCAGCAAACAUCGAUGCCAACAGACUCAGAGGUGGAGGCUGUUGCACGAGAUGCGGAAAAAGAAGAGGCACAAAGCCGCGCCACUGCCAUUGCCUUGUACGCCAAAGAACGGGCGCUGCACCAUCAUGCAAAAACCAUUCUGUUGGGGGCAGGCAAUUCCAUGGAUGGGAAGAGCAUUCUCCUCGGACUUGUCGCCAAGACUGUUCUUCGUGAUUUGCGUCAAACAAACAUUUUGUGGUUUAUAAAGAACAAUGGCCGUGCGAUGAGGCCUACUACUGCUAUGGUGCGCUAUGUUGUUGUGCUCGUUCCCGCAUCCAAUGAUGCUCAGGCGCUUGAGCGAGAUUGCAGUGUGGUGCAGUAUGCCUUGGGAUGUCGUAGAGAAAGGAGCAUGGACACUGUGAGUGCCGUUCUUGUUGUUGAGAGUGCCACUUCACCUGAGGAGGUAGAGAGGUAUUCGCAGACGCUGCGGGCUAUGCUUCAAAGAAGCACAACGGCAAUGAAUUUGCAAGAGGCUGACGACGUGGAUGCCGAGGACCCUCCUCCUCCUCUUGCUUCUCCCGUGACGCAUGCUCCACCUUCACUGGAGAAAAACGGGGUAACGCCUGGCGAGGGUACGCCUCAGGAAGCUGUAGUGGAUGCCGGAGAGCCCUUGCCAGCUGCUGAAGAGGUGGACAGUGCCGCGGAGCAGCAGCAAUGGCCAGAGGUUUCAUUGUGUGCGCUGCGCACCACCAAGCAGGUGGCCGUGGUGACAGCAGGGAAUGCGGCGGGUCAGGUUGUAAAAUUUCUCCAGCGUCACAAGACGGACAUUGUGGUGUCUCCCUCAACUCUCCCAGAGGAGCUUCAUAUGGCCCUGCUUGCCAUGUCGAAGCCUCAUGUUCUCAUUGUGCCAUUAGCUGAACCUGCUGCAGCUGGUGGUGAUGUCGUCAUGGCGCCGCCUGAGGAGAAAAAAAAAUGUACAGAGUGA